UCCUGCAGUCGGUCUGCUGCUCACCUGAGAGUCCGCACAGGAAGCAACCGGAGGAUUUAACGCAACACUGCGGGAUUAAUGCGGGACGAGUCACCGCGUUCACGGUGUUAACGUCUCUGAGAGGAAAAUACAGUCGCCAUGGUAACCGCUCCGAUGGUGCUGAUGGUGUGUCUUGCGCUCGUGCUGUGUUCCCGCGGCGGGGAGGCGCGUGUCAGACUGAACUCCAUCCGGACGGUGAUCCUGCGGGAGGGGCACGCGCUACCGGUGAACAGGAGCACGUGGGAGCCGAGCUUGGACCUGACGCUCUAUCAGUGUAUGAGCGACCUGGAGUGCAGUGAGGGGAGUUACUGCCACGCCCCCACCAAAGGCCCCGCCCACUCUCGCUGUCAGACCUGCCGCAGGAGGAAGAGGCGUUGCCAUAGGGACGGCAUGUGUUGCCCGGGCAACCGCUGCAGCAACAAUCUCUGUAUCCCCGACGUGGACAGUUUUGUGUCUCAGAGGAUCCCGGACUCAGACGGAGGGAUGAGUCCGCUGUCCAAAAAGAAAGGAUGGAGGAAGAGAGGGAGGAUGGACGUCAAAGGGCCGUCAGGUAAAGGUCAGGUCGGCGACCCCUGUCUUCGCUCCUCGGACUGUUCGGAGGCUUUGUGUUGCGCCCGUCACUUCUGGACUCGCAUCUGUAAGCCGGUGUUGCGGGAGGGACAGGUUUGCACGCGACACCGCCGGAAGGGGAACCACGGCCUGGAGCUGUUCCAACGCUGCCCCUGUGGCGACGGACUGAGCUGCAGGACGCUGCGAGAGCCCGGCGCCCAGCCUUCCUCGCCAUCCUCGUCGUCGUCCUCACUGCUGGCGGCGGCGGCAAAGUCCAAGUUCGCGGCGCCCUCUUCCCGCCACUCCUCCCCGCACACGUCGCUGCUGUCGUCCUCAAAGUCGGCGGCGGCGGUGGCGAAGACGAGGCUUCACGUGUGCCAGAAAAACUGAGGAAGGACGGACGAAGACGGACAGACCUUCCUCUCUCUGCCAAUGAUCGACCUCAGAGGGGACGAGAGGCAGACAGCGAGGAGAGUGAGACAGGGACACGGAGGGAGGGAGGGGUGAAUACCUGUUUACGCCUGUGGAGGAUUCCCGCCUCCGAACUGUCCCACUAUCUCAAUGCUAAUUAGCUUCCUGUCGGGCUGCAUUCACACACAAAGUCAGCGGGAUGUGAAACUCUUUUGUCGUUCGGAUCCAGUUUCCUCUCGGGCGUCUAGACGAGGCUGAAACCGCUUUGAAAUCCAGUUUGACCCCAUUUACACCGACAGGAAACCCAUUAAUAUUUAAAACCUGAUACGUGUCGUUGUAACGGCCUCCAGCAAGCUUUUAUUUUGAAAAACCACAGUCUGGACUAUGUUUAAAAUAUAUCUUUAUUCUUCUGUAAGGUUCAACUAAGUCUCACUUUUUCAGUAAUGUUUUAAUGGGGUCUUUGUGGCAGUGGAUUAACUUUGUUUAUUAGAACGAUUUUCAAAAUAAAAGUCCUGAGUUGCACUGAUAGAAGGAGGUUUAAUUCGGCUCACGUGCAACAAUAUUUAAUCUGGUCAGCAUUUACACAGGAAACACUGAACUCAACCUUCAGUUCUUUGUCCAUUUUGGGAACCACGAAAGACAAAAACAGCUCAGGUGUUAAAAUUAGUUUUAGCUUUAGUUUCAUGUGAUAAACAACAACAGUUUAACUCACAUUAGCCAAACUCAGAGGCCUUCCAACACCUCAAGGACACAUUUAAAUGAAAUAAAUAAACUCUGUAGACCCUCUCCUCUUCUGUCAAACCCAGAAGGAACUCGUCCCGAACUGUGAAACGUUGUUAAAGCCCGGACAUCCUGUUUGAUUGCACUGUUGUUAUUGUGAUAGAGUUAUUUUUCUAUAAGUUGUUUCCUGUAUAUUUUGGAUGAAUGUUGGUAUAAUUAUUUGUUUGUUAUGUGUCAUUUAUUUUGGGGGUUUAUUUCCACCACUUUAAGAAGGAAUCUUCUGUAUUGUGAGGCAGACUAAUCAAUCACUAAUCUGUGUUUUUAUGAUUAAAAAGAUUUGUCAUUUCCAAUAA
This is a messenger RNA of Dicentrarchus labrax (European seabass), 2072 nucleotides long. RefSeq names its product dickkopf-related protein 2. Gene Ontology annotation, molecular function: receptor antagonist activity; co-receptor binding. Gene Ontology annotation, cellular component: extracellular region. The coding region runs from base 139 to 978 and encodes 279 amino acids. NCBI's taxonomy places the organism in Eukaryota, Metazoa, Chordata, Actinopteri, Moronidae. The record is from RefSeq and is a predicted model, not a curated record. Gene Ontology annotation, biological process: multicellular organism development; negative regulation of canonical Wnt signaling pathway. The transcript is spliced from 5 exons.